Messenger RNA from Lytechinus pictus (painted urchin), 1434 nucleotides. RefSeq lists its product as uncharacterized. The transcript has 2 exons. The record is from RefSeq and is a predicted model, not a curated record. The coding region runs from base 8 to 433 and encodes 141 amino acids. NCBI's taxonomy places the organism in Eukaryota, Metazoa, Echinodermata, Echinoidea, Temnopleuroida, Toxopneustidae.
AAAGUGAAUGUCUUUUGUCGACAGGAAUGCAAGCCAUUUGACAACAGUAAUGGCGUAUAUGAGAAGGCGCCACAACGACCACGAAGACAGCAAAUCUAUAAACAGCGGAAUUGUGUUCUCAAAUAACUGGACAUCAAACAGAUUUUCUUUUCCUGAUAUUACUGCGUACACGGGAGAAAUAGAUAGAAACUGCAGUGAUUUUAAACAUGAGUUUGGCGAUGACAAGGAUUGCAUCGCGUAUGCUUCGGCCUUCUUUGAUGAAGAGAUAGAUGAACUCCCACAUGAAUCAUCAAAGACUGAACCCACCAAGCAACCAGACAGCAUCCAUACAUCAUUUAGACAGCAUCUAAGCACCAUACCAAGCAUCCAGACUGCAUCCAGGCACAUCACCAAGCAACCAGAGAGCAUACAAUCACCACACCAAGCAACCUGACAGCAUCCAAGCAACCAGACAUCAUCCAGGCACGACACCUAGCAACCAGACAUCAUCCAGGCACCACACCUAGCAACCAGACAUCAUCCAGGCACCACACCUAGCAACCAGACAUCAUCCAGGCACCACACCAAGCAACCAGACAUCAUCCAGGCACCACACCUAGCAACCAGACAUCAUCCAGGUACCACACCAAGCAACCAGACAUCAUCCAGGCACCACACCUAGCAACCAGACAUCCAGGUACAACACCUAGCAACCAGACAUCAUCCAGGCACCACACCUAGCAACCAGACAUCAUCCAGGCACCACACCUAGCAACCAGACAGCAUCCAGGUACCACACUAAGCAACCAGACAUCAUCCAGGCACCACACUUAGCAACCAGACAUAAUCCAGACACCACAUCAAAUUAAUGGAGGUUCUGAUGAUCCUUGAUGUAAUCAGUGGAGGUCUAACCAAUCUAUUCCCUUAUGACCCUGAAGCAUGAAAGACUGGGUAGGAAGAAGAACAAAAGGGAGAAAAUGGUAAAGGAGACGAGAGAGAGAAGGAAAGAGUAGAUGUCAUCCAAUCACGCUGAUGUUCCUUGAGAUAAGGAGAGAAAUUCCCCCGCCCCCCCCUACUCAGUGUUUAGGGUACGCCUAUAUGCUCGUUCCCUCCCUUUGAAAGCACCCCCCCCUAUCGAAGGUCUUCCAAAUUUCUGAACCCCCCCCCCUUUCGAGGGCUUUUCGCGGGCUUUUUUUUGCUUUGGAGACCCCCCUAAAUCCGAAAAACUGCCCAAUGUACCCCCUAUUUCAGGUGAGCUCUCAUUUCAACAAAAGGUCCGUACUUUACUUUUCAAAAUGAAAUAAUCCGGAAUGAGCUUUCAAAACUAGCAGGAAUUUGAUGCCGGGAUUUGAUCAAUUUUCUAUGUUAUUCAAGAUAUUCUAUAUAACCCCCUUUUAAAAUUUCUCAGGAGUCCAAAGAGAGAGAUAAAAAACACCCCCUUUUUUAAAGAAAUCU